Engraulis encrasicolus (European anchovy) is the source of this 894-nucleotide messenger RNA. Its product is annotated as regulator of G-protein signaling 9-binding protein. NCBI's taxonomy places the organism in Eukaryota, Metazoa, Chordata, Actinopteri, Clupeiformes, Engraulidae. The record is from RefSeq and is a predicted model, not a curated record. Gene Ontology annotation, cellular component: neuron projection. The transcript is spliced from 2 exons. The coding region runs from base 1 to 729 and encodes 242 amino acids. Gene Ontology annotation, biological process: G protein-coupled receptor signaling pathway.
AUGAAUCGCUGGCGGCGGUCAGUGGGAGAGCUGCAGGCUCGGCGUCGGCAGGUGAGCGAGUGCGAGCAGGCGCUGGCGGCCCUCAGCAAGGUGACAGGCUGCUUCCAGCAAAUGGCUUCUUCCCUGGGGAGCAACACGGAUGGCGGUGGCCUCAGAGAGGAGCUGGCAGAAAUCAGAGCCAUAGCUCACCGGAUCUACACGGGCCUCCACAGACGGCUGGUAAGCCUGCUGACCGAGACAGAGCAAGUGCAGGAGGAACGGGAGCAGGUGGAGCGGCUCUGGGUUCUCCUCCUGUCCAACCUGGAGACCUUCCAUAGGGACCUCCGCAAAACCCACGGCCUGCAGGAGCUCUUCCCCCUGACCCAGCGACGAGACCGCAACGCGCUGGUGAAGACCGGCUCAGCGGGAGGGUCUGAGAUCGCCGCGCGAGCAGCUACGGUCCAGACACCGUGGGUCUCAACGGGGGAAGAGCAGUGCCCAGACCUGCACACCCAGGUUUCCCAGCUGGACUCCCUGCUGCAGGAGAUGCUGCAGAGGGUCAACGUGCCCGUGUGGACUGUGGAGGCCACUCAGGAAGCCUGGGUGGAGAUGGUGAAAGAGGAGGGCGACGACGACGAAACGCUAGAGGACCUGAUGCAGGUGGAAGUGGUGUCACAAGAUAGCUUGAGAACAGGGUGCUGCCAUCAUUCAAGCUGCAGGUUCAGCUGUCUACUCUGUUUACUCACUUAGGUGACUUGUAGGACUAGAUUUAAACUGCUGCGUAAAAGAAGAAGCUGUCAAAUUCAGCUUAUUCUGGACAUUUUAAUGGAGAAAAUAAAUACAUCAGAAAACACAAACGUCUGGAUAUUUGACAGCUGUUGAAUGCAUGUUCAAAACUUAGAAAGAACGCAUAAA